Molecule: messenger RNA, 3395 nt
Organism: Camelina sativa (false flax)
Lineage: Eukaryota; Viridiplantae; Streptophyta; Magnoliopsida; Brassicales; Brassicaceae
Source: RefSeq, a predicted model, not a curated record
UGUGACUCUGUCUCUUCUUCAUCUUCUUCAUUUGGUUCCAACUUCCCAACAUAAAUUUAACCAAACUCAUUUCACACCAUCUCCUCUUUAUGAACGAAGCCAAUUCAAGUGGCUAGAGUAAAACGACAUCGUUUCAGAUUUGUAAUCUCUUAAAUCACCUUCUAACUUAUGGGGAAUGGAGUCACCACUUUGACCGGUUGCUGUACAGGAACCGUCGCCGGAGAAAUAUCCCGACGGUACGACGUGUCUCUUGUUCACGACGGUCUUGGCCACUCUUUCUGCUACAUAAGACCGGAUCUCACCGGUGUAGUAUUACCUUCUCCUUCGCCGGAGAUUCCUCUCCGAUCAGAACCUAUUCUUGAAACCACCACCACCUUCCGUUCAAUCUCCGGCGCAUCUGUCAGCGCAAAUCCUUCAACGGCGCUCUCCGGAGCUUUAUCUUCUGAUUCAGAUUGUCAGUACAGCUCCGCCGUCUCCGCCUCCGCGUUCGAGAGCUCCGGUAAUUUCGCCUCUCUCCCUCUCCAGCCUGUGCCGCGUGGCGCCACGUGGCAGUCGGGUCCGAUUGUCAACGAAACGGGUCACGGGUUAGCUCCGUUUGAGCGACGGUUCUUAUCAGGUCCGAUCGAAAGCGGGUUGUAUUCGGGUCCGAUCGAGCCCACUAAGAAGACUGAGAAUGAGAAGCCGAAGAAGGUGAGAAGAAAAGCUUCAACGAAAAAACACAAAUCGAAGAAGAGCUUUGUAACAUUCAAAACACUAUUCACGAGUCUAAUCUCCAACAAUAAACCUCGCUUGAAGAAGAGUGUGAUCGAGCCGAUCAACGGUUCUGAUACUUCAGAGUCCGAUCAUCAUCACCAUGAACAUGUGAACAGUUCCUCAAGAAGUCACGAAAACCCUAAAUCUGAUCUUGAAGAAGAAGGUAAAGAAGAUGAAAAACAGAGUACUGACUCUGUUUUGGAUGUUCAAUGGGCUCAGGGGAAAGCAGGGGAGGAUCGUGUACACGUGGUUGUAUCUGAAGACAACGGAUGGGUCUUUGUCGGAAUCUACGACGGGUUCAGUGGUCCAGAUGCGCCGGAUUAUCUCCUCAACAAUCUAUACACCGCCGUGCAGAAGGAGCUUGAUGGGUUACUUUGGAAGGACGAAAAGGUUAAGUCUUUUGGUGAAAAUGGCGAGACCCGGAUGGGAAAUUGUUCCGAUGAGGAAGAUUCCGAUUCGGGCAAAGAGAAUUGUCCUGAAGUGAACAGUGAUGAUGUAGUUGCUUCCGGUGCAAGAAACCAAGAGAAGAGUGUGAAAUGGAGAUGUGAAUGGGAGGAUAAGUCAAACAACAAGACCAAACCUGAUAACAAAUGUGAUCAGAAAGGAUCAAACUCGACGACGACAAACCAUAAAGAUGUUCUUAAAGCUCUUUUACAAGCGCUGAGGAAAACUGAAGAUGCGUACCUAGAGCUAGCUGAUCAAAUGGUUCAAGAGAACCCGGAAUUGGCAUUGAUGGGAUCCUGUGUUCUCGUGACAUUGAUGAAAGGAGAGGAUGUUUAUGUGAUGAAUGUGGGGGAUAGUCGAGCGGUUUUAGGCCGGAAACCUAAUUUAGCCACCGGGAAAAAAAGGCAAAAGGAGUUGGAGAGAAUUAAGGAAGAUAGUUCAUUAGAAGAUCGUGAAAUUUUGACGAAUGGAGCCAUGCGUAAUACUUUGGUUCCUCUACAGCUUAACAUGGAACAUAGCACAAGAAUUGAAGAGGAAGUAAGAAGAAUCAAGAGGGAACAUCCUGAAGAUGAUUGUGCGGUAGAGAAUGAUAGAGUUAAAGGUUACCUUAAGGUCACUCGUGCAUUUGGAGCUGGAUUUCUCAAACAGCCUAAAUGGAACGAUGCACUUUUAGAGAUGUUCAGGAUAGACUACAUUGGGACAUCACCAUACAUUACAUGUUCUCCAUCACUGUGUCACCACAAGCUAACUUCACGUGACAAAUUCCUAAUCCUCUCUUCUGAUGGAUUGUAUGAAUAUUUCUCAAACCAAGAAGCCAUUUUCGAGGUUGAAUCUUUCAUAUCUGCUUUUCCUGAAGGCGAUCCAGCUCAACACUUAAUCCAAGAAGUCCUCCUUCGUGCUGCCAACAAGUUUGGUAUGGAUUUUCAUGAAUUGUNAUUCAACUCAUACUAUCCUAAAUGGAACGAUGCACUUUUAGAGAUGUUCAGGAUAGACUACAUUGGGACAUCACCAUACAUUACAUGUUCUCCAUCACUGUGUCACCACAAGCUAACUUCACGUGACAAAUUCCUAAUCCUCUCUUCUGAUGGAUUGUAUGAAUAUUUCUCAAACCAAGAAGCCAUUUUCGAGUCAAACAACAAGACCAAACCUGAUAACAAAUGUGAUCAGAAAGGAUCAAACUCGACGACGACAAACCAUAAAGAUGUUCUUAAAGCUCUUUUACAAGCGCUGAGGAAAACUGAAGAUGCGUACCUAGAGCUAGCUGAUCAAAUGGUUCAAGAGAACCCGGAAUUGGCAUUGAUGGGAUCCUGUGUUCUCGUGACAUUGAUGAAAGGAGAGGAUGUUUAUGUGAUGAAUGUGGGGGAUAGUCGAGCGGUUUUAGGCCGGAAACCUAAUUUAGCCACCGGGAAAAAAAGGCAAAAGGAGUUGGAGAGAAUUAAGGAAGAUAGUUCAUUAGAAGAUCGUGAAAUUUUGACGAAUGGAGCCAUGCGUAAUACUUUGGUUCCUCUACAGCUUAACAUGGAACAUAGCACAAGAAUUGAAGAGGAAGUAAGAAGAAUCAAGAGGGAACAUCCUGAAGAUGAUUGUGCGGUAGAGAAUGAUAGAGUUAAAGGUUACCUUAAGGUCACUCGUGCAUUUGGAGCUGGAUUUCUCAAACAGCCUAAAUGGAACGAUGCACUUUUAGAGAUGUUCAGGAUAGACUACAUUGGGACAUCACCAUACAUUACAUGUUCUCCAUCACUGUGUCACCACAAGCUAACUUCACGUGACAAAUUCCUAAUCCUCUCUUCUGAUGGAUUGUAUGAAUAUUUCUCAAACCAAGAAGCCAUUUUCGAGGUUGAAUCUUUCAUAUCUGCUUUUCCUGAAGGCGAUCCAGCUCAACACUUAAUCCAAGAAGUCCUCCUUCGUGCUGCCAACAAGUUUGGUAUGGAUUUUCAUGAAUUGUUGGAGAUACCACAAGGAGAUCGUCGGAGGUAUCACGAUGAUGUCUCUGUGAUAGUGAUCUCACUUGAAGGAAGAAUAUGGAGAUCAUCAAUGUGAAUAUUAUUGUUGUUUUUAUUUUGAAUAUAUUGAAGAACUAAUUACAAUAACGGCUUGAUUUUUUUCCGAUUUAAAGUUUUUAUUCUCAUAAUUUUUUUCAUAUGCUGUAUCUAUGUUACCUAUAAUAUAGUUUAGUGAAAAUACACCAAACUGGCAUA